Acromyrmex echinatior (Panamanian leafcutter ant) is the source of this 3090-nucleotide messenger RNA. RefSeq lists its product as uncharacterized. The record is from RefSeq and is a predicted model, not a curated record. Lineage: Eukaryota; Metazoa; Arthropoda; Insecta; Hymenoptera; Formicidae. Gene Ontology annotation, molecular function: RNA binding. Gene Ontology annotation, cellular component: nucleus; cytoplasm.
CUUUGUCUGCAUGGUGCCGCAGCGGGGUAGACCUCGUGGUGGAUUCGAGCUCUCCGACUCGGCCAUAUUGGAUAGUGAAUGACUCCGUUACACAGGGGCUCAAGAGUAGCCGUGAAACCUUCGCAAGAUCCUCGACGCCGUGAGGAUACCGAGACAAGAUGGAAAACGAGUACACAGUUACGGUCACGAACAAGUUCCUGCUGGCGCUCGAUGAGAGCGAGGAUCCUCUGGAGGUGCUAAAAGUGCGCGAGCAAGAGAAGGAAGCCAAGAAAAAGGAGAGGAUCUCGGAGAAGGAGAACAAGACCAAGCAGCAGCAGCAGCAACAUCAGCAACAGCAACAACAGCAGCAACAGCAGCAGCAGCAGCAACAGCAGCAGCAGCCGCAGGAUGGUCAAAAGACCGCCAACAACAAGACGCAGAAGAGCCGCGUGAUCAAGGACGCCCAGCAGCCACCGUCGAAGGCGCAGGAAACUAAAAAGGAUCAAGCCGAUAAGAAAUCUGCUCAAUCAAGAGCAAGUGGAGGUGACCGGAACGUCAAGUUCUCCGGGGAAUCUCGGGAGGAGCGCAACAAUAGGCGCAACCGAGAAGACGGAGAGAGGACACUCCGAGGACAAGGAGAGUUUAGACGGGGACCUCCUAGCGAAGGCCGCGAGACACGCGAGUUCCGAAACUCAAGCGAGACUCAACGUGGAGAAUAUGGCGAGCGCCGUGGCCGCGGCGGUAUGCGGGGUAUGGGUCGCGGACGUGGUGGCCCUCGUGGACGCGGUGGCUUUGAUAAUCGCGGCAAACGCGAGUUUGAUCGUCAGUCCGGUUCUGAUAAAACUGGAAUUAAACCAGUGGAUAAAAAAGAUGGUGCUGGCAGCCAUAAUUGGGGUACUCAUAAUGACGAAAUAGAAGAGAGCCUGAAUCAAGAUAGUCAAGAUUGGGCCAAUGAUAAGCCGGAUACCGAUCCUCAAGCACCGACCGAAGUUAAGAAUGGAGAAACAACUACGGAUGCGACUGUUGAGGAGAAACCGGUCGAGGAAGAGACGCGCGAGCUCACCCUUGACGAAUGGAAAGCUCUGCGGAAUAAUAGAGCAAAGCCUCAAUAUAAUUUGCGAAAGGCUGGCGAGGGUGAGGAUCUGUCGCGUUGGAAGAAGAUGUACGCUCUUGAGAGAAAGAAGGAGGGUAACGAAGAAGAGGAAGACGAGGAGGAGGAAUAUGACGCAGCCGCGGAAUAUCCUCAGCGCGUUGGCAGGCAAAAACGUGUCUUAGGCAUUGAGAUCCAGUUCAGUGAUUCACGACGCGGUUCUGGCGGUCGCGGUCGAGGUGGUCGCGGUCGUGGCGAUCGCAUGAACGGACGUGGAUUUGGAAAUCGUAGUGCUCCCAGGGACGGUGAUGGGACACGCUCGCAGAAUGAACAGAGGUCACCGCGAAGUCGCCAGAACGCUCCGAAGGUAGAUGACGAGAAUGACUUUCCUUCCUUGGGAUAGGUAGCUUCAUCUGUUGAUACUAUACAACAUCCCACCAUUACCAUCACCAUCAGUACAUUUACUACAGAUAAAGCUACACUAACUAAAACAAAAUAUUACUAUCGAGAAUCUUGCGUUAGUGAUAAUAACAUUAUUAAUGCAUAAUACAGUACACCGUUACAGAAAUGAGAUACGUAAUAUUGUCUAAAAAUUCCUCUCGUGACCUGAACGUCACAAUUACGUAUUGGCAUAUAAUCGUACACAUGAAAAGUUGCAUGAUGUAUGAAGGAAAAAAAACAAAUAGAUAACGAUCCUUUUUUGUACUUGUGGGAAGCCAUUUGUCUGUAACUAGUCCGAGACACACGCCAACGGACAAACGAUUUGUGGAGAGUGGAGCAUAUAGUCUCUUGUUAAUAAUUUCAAAUCCAUAAUGAUGACAGGAAGAGUAUACAGAAGAUUAAGAGAGAGAGAGAGAGAGAGAAAAAAAAAGGGAGAGAGAGAGUUUAAGCGGACCAGCAAGCGUUGUGGAGUAUAUACUUCAAGUUACAGUUUCAAUCUGCUUAAAUCCGAAUCGAAGACAAUUGCCGAAAGGAGGGGAAAUUUUUGCUGUACACAAAAGCGGAACGUGGGCUGCGGUAUCGAUCUCAAUCUCGAUGUCGCGUUAAAAGGCCUAAAGGAGGCUGGAUGUAGCAUCGAUACGCGCGCGAACAUGUAUAAUAUCUCUUUUUAGGCGUAAAUUUUAAAACGCACUUUCUGUUUUAUAAGUUUUAUACGAUUUGUGGAAAAGAAGAAUCCUUCCUUGUAACACACAUAUACCGGCGGGUUUGAUUACUUGCCAUGCGUAAGAUGUAAGAAACUUUUAACAGGGAGGGUAGAUUUCUAUUUAAGAAGACGCAUCCUAAAUAAAUCAUCUACUUAGAACAUGCUAAGUUUGACAUAUAUACAUAUAUAUGCAUAUAUAUGUAUGUAUAUGUAUAUGUAUAUGUAUACAUAGAGAGAGAGAGACUUCCCUUUUGAAGAUGUAGUCGAUCUUGUGCGAAGUUAACAUUUAAUAUCUUGAACACACAUUGACACAGUUUUAGGUAAUAUAUAUAUAUAUAAACACAUGGAUAUGUAUACAUAUAUGUAUUCUAUUAUAAAUCGAAAGAAGUGAGAAACGUGAUACGCAGAGAGGGAAGACGGAACGAAUGAGUACUCACAUAUUAUUAUGUUACACUUAUGCGUUCUCAUAUUCUUAAUUACAAACUAAUAUUAGUUAUUUACUAUAUUUGUUAUAAAAUUUAAAAAAUUAUCGCAGCCAAAAGAUUCACCUCAUAUCCAUCAUAGAGACGGAAAAAAAAAAGAAAAACAGAAAAACGUUAUGAAGCUCUUUGCAGCUUAGAUAUAUGUGUAAAUAACAUUUACAAUAAUAAAUUGUAACGAUGAUCGGACACUUUGAGCUCGAUUAACUUCAUCAGUCAGAUAAGAUUAUUCUAAGCAGGUUCUUUCUCUUGUUUGCACAUCUGUACAGAAAAAAAAACGUAAGUACAAAAGUAUACUAUUUUAAAUGUCGCGAAAAGGAAAAAAAAGGAUCCGAAUCUGAGAAAAAAACUAACUCUCAUUGAGACGUGUUAUGCUAAUAAAGUUGUAAAUGUAAUAA